Messenger RNA from Sphenostylis stenocarpa, 813 nucleotides. Lineage: Eukaryota; Viridiplantae; Streptophyta; Magnoliopsida; Fabales; Fabaceae. The record is from the annotation of a GenBank genome assembly.
AUGGGAUUAGGUUGGGCGGCGAAUCAACAAUGCAGAAGGUGGACGACAAGUCGUGUACGUGGAGCAACUCUUCUGUGUUGCAUGUUCUUAUUCUUCUUCACUCCCGCAAUCCCUCGCUCUCCCAAGCACCACCAAUUCGUUGACAUGCGCAAUCUUCUUGGAGUACCCAACACGUUGAAUGUGAUUACGAAUUUCCCGUUCUUAGUUGUGGGGGUCCUGGGCCUUGUUCUUGCCAUCGAAGGAGGUUUCUUCAACAUAAGUUCCCGAGGAGAGGUUUGGACGUGGGCACUGUUCUACGCUGGAAUAGCUGGGGUGGCUUUUGGCUCUGCUUAUUACCAUUUAAAACCCGAUGAUCAUCGUGUGUUGUGGGACACUUUACCGAUGAUGGUGGCCUUCUCCUCACUUUUCUCUUGUUUGGUUGUCGAGAGAUUUGGCCAAAGGACUGGGCUGUGUUGUGUGUUUGCACUCAUUGUUGCUGCAUUUCUAUGUGUAGUUUAUGAACGAAUUUAUAAUGAUAUUCGGUUCUGCGUGACAUUCCAGUUGAUUCUACCUCUAGCAAUUCCAGUAAUAGCAGUCAUGUACCGCUCCAAAUAUACUCACUCAAGAUAUUGGUUUUUGUCUACAGGGAUUUAUCUGCUAGCAAAAUUUGAAGGUAUUACUGACAAGAAAAUAUACCAUGUAAAUAACUACAUCAUCAGUGGGCAUUCUUUGGAACACUUGUGCUUGGCACUGAUCCCAACUUUACUCAGCUUAAUGCUCAUCUACAGGGAACCUAAGUUUCAAAGAGUAGUUGAUGUUAAAGACCGACCUUGA